AUGCCCGACAAGGGAUAUUACGGUCCCUACGAACCUGAUGCUGCUCCAGAAAACGCUCCAAUGACAACCCGGCUCAUCCUUCAACAUUUUAGGCGUCGAGGUCUUGGUGGGGUGGUCGAUGCGCACCUGAAGGUGUAUGACACGACGAACGUGCGCGUGGUCGAUGCGUCGGUCAUACCCAUACAGCGCAGCGCGCACCCAAGCAGCGCAGUGUACGGUAUCGCGCGCAGAGAAGGCGGCGAUAUCAUCAAGGCUGCACAGAUUGAUUCAGAACGCCUCGCCAUGAGCCUUGUUUCAAGCUGGGAGCCCCUCGCACCUGACGCAUCCCAAGGUGUUCUUUCGCACUCAGGCUAG
Trametes versicolor FP-101664 SS1 is the source of this 354-nucleotide messenger RNA. RefSeq lists its product as uncharacterized. Lineage: Eukaryota; Fungi; Basidiomycota; Agaricomycetes; Polyporales; Polyporaceae. The transcript is spliced from 2 exons. Gene Ontology annotation, molecular function: oxidoreductase activity, acting on CH-OH group of donors. The record is from RefSeq and is a predicted model, not a curated record. The coding region runs from base 1 to 354 and encodes 117 amino acids.